AUGCUCAACAAGGAACCGCUGACGACGGAGCGCGUCUCGUACAUUGCGUCGUUUGACAAGCACGCCGACGGCAACGAGUACGACGAGGCCAAGACGCCCGGCGACAUUGAAGAAGGCGCGCUGCGCAUCGGCGACGCCCCCGUGUACACGUCCCCCGAGGUGCUCGCGAUCAUCUACCAGUACGCGAUGGUCGGCAUCGUCUACGGCGGCUUCACUGUGAUGAAGUACCCGAUUCUGACCGGGUACUUUGCGCUCGAGACCAACGUCUUGAGCUCGGCGACGGCGCUUUUGACGCUCGGGUGGUCGCUCAAGGUCGUCUUUGGCAUGCUCAACGACUGCUUCCCGAUCUUUGGCUACCACCGCAAGCCGUACAUGCUCCUCGGCUGGACACUGUGCGCGAUCUUGCUGGUCGUGCUCGCGGUCAAGCCGGCGGGCGAGCAAAACUCGCAGUCGGACGGCUCGACGUUUGCGCUCAUCUGCACGGUGUGCGGCUUUUGCUACGUCAUGGCCGACGUCGCGCAGGACGGGUUGAUGUUGACGUAUGCGCAGCGCGAGCCGAUCGCAGUGCGCGGCCGGCUGCAGUCGAUCAUCUACGGCACGCGCUUUGUGUUUGCGGCCAUCAUUGGCGCGAUCUGCGGCUUUUGCCUCAACUCGGAGCGCUUUGCCGGCGACUUUGACUGGGACAUUGGUGUCAACGGUGUUGCCGACCGCGCAUCGACGGGACGGCCAAGCUCUCAAGCAUCCCUCAACUAA
Molecule: messenger RNA, 753 nt
Organism: Saprolegnia diclina VS20
Lineage: Eukaryota; Oomycota; Saprolegniomycetes; Saprolegniales; Saprolegniaceae
Exons: 2
Coding region: 1-753 (250 amino acids)
Source: RefSeq, a predicted model, not a curated record